AUGGAUAGCCAAGAAACACUCCCUAGAUGGUCGUGCCAGUUCGAAGGAUGUACGAAAUCGUUUCAGCGGAAGGAGCACUUAACUCGACAUCAAAAAUCACAUUCCGAUUCGUAUCCUGCACAUAUUUGUAGAAUAUGUCAUAAAGAGUUUUCUCGUAGCGAUGGACUGCAGAGACAUCUUGGACGUCACGGGCAAGAAUUCAAAAAACCUACUGGUCGAAGCAGGAGGGCAUGCGCGGCUUGUCAUACCAGUAAAAUCAAAUGCGAUGGAAAUGAUCCAUGUUUCAGAUGUGAAAAGAAGAACACUCCCUGCCGAUAUGGGUUGCGGCAAGGACUAUCUGCUAUAGCCAGCAGGCAAGAUGAAACCUCCAAAGAUGAUUUGAGCGAUUGGGAGGGUUCGGAAUUCUCAAUAUCCGAAAAUGUACAAGGGGAUCAGAUGUCCGUUGAAAGUCUACAGACUGACCAAACACCUAAUUCUGAUGAGACUGUUACGAAUCAAGUAUCCAAUGUGGUUCAAGCAUUCAACUCCGGUCAAUCUUCCCACUCGGAACACGCAUUCGACUCUAUUCCAACACACAGCCCUUUACAAGAGGCACAUGAUUCGUCGGUAAGCAGGAAUGUGCUCAAUAAUUCGGUCACUGCUGAAGAUUCAAUCUCACUGAAUCUGAGGCGCACGCCUCACGGGCUUGUCGAUUGGUCAAAUGUCAUCGAUUGGUCAAAUGUCAGGAUCCAACAAGAUGCUCCUCAAACUCGAGAAGCACCUCAAAAUACCCCUUCUUCCAUAUCUAAGCUUGGAUACCUAUGUUCAACAGUUGCCAAAGAAACUGUCGAGAGAUAUCGUUAUCUAUACUUUGCCAAUUUCCACGAUCGCUGGCCCAUAAUCCAUUCCCCAACUUAUGAGGAUGAAGAAGAGGCACCUGAGCUUCUACUCCCAUCUAUAUUGAUGAUUGGAGGUUGGAUUGACGGGACUCCAAGCUCGAGAGAUUGGGCUUUGAAAGUUCACCAUAAUUUGGUAGAGCAUGUUAUCCCACGCUUAUGCCAGCUGAAGGAUAUAGAUACAAUGACACAGCCUCUGCCGAUAGUUUUAUACCAGUGCACGUUGUUGAAUAGUAUUUUUGCAUCAUACUGUGGGAAACGUGAGGUCUUGAGAAAAGGACUGAUCUUACGCAACCUCCUAGGUGCCUCCAUAUACGGAGCUGGAAUCUUGACACCUGGGACUAUCUAUCCAGACGAUAAGCCCGGGUAUUUUCUACCAAUGCGUUCGGUUAAAGACCAGCAAAGAAAGAGGAUAGCAGUUGAUCUCUUCAAGAUUGACACAUAUUUCACUGCCAUAACCGUGCAGCCAGUUUUACUCAAGCCAGAAGAACUACACUUCAGUAUUCCAGAAACCAUCGCGCUUUGGAAUGCUGUAGGACUUCCUAUUUGGGCGGCUCGUCAACCGAGUGAACCGAAAUCUAGAAACCAUCGUUCAAUCAAUGUGAUGCUUGAAGAAGUCGCUCUUGGAGGAAUUGAGUUUUCAGAAAAUGAGUACAUGUUAGAAGAUAUCCAGAUUUGUCUUUGGGCUAUGCAGUCAGAAAUCUUGCAGCUUUCCAAGCAGGCUCAACCUGAGAGACGGAAUGAACUGAGUUUGAAUAUUCAAAGACAAUCACUUAAACGCCAACUGGAAGCUCUAAAACGUGGGUUCUCAAAUCUUUCCGGGAAAAUAUCGAGCCCCGAUGCAUUUGACCAAGCAGGACAUUCUCCCGUGCAUUACUACUAUGGACCUGAAGACCAUGAUAAGCCCGGAUGGCAAGAUAUAGUUUACCGACGCAUCCAUAGCUUCAUCUUCGACACUUCUAUCCUUCAUCAUCUGAUGAAUUUACAACUAUUUACCGAGACUCAGACUAUCAGGAUGCUCGCCAAAGAUCUGACACUUUCUGAUAAAGUCCGAGGAGUGUUCGGAGAUAUAUAUUCUCAACCCCAUACCAGACGUGUUUUGGCAGCACGUGCAUGGACACAAGAGCCUAGCUCUCGGCGCGCCUUAUGGCAUGCCACUGAAAUUCUUCUAAGCCACAGUGCACUCAACCGAACACUCUCUCUCGCCAACUUCAUCCCCGACCCAAUUUCCUACAUAGCUUUAGCAUCCGCAGCGUUAGUCAUUUGGACCCAUUGCAUGUACGGACAAGAAGCGUGCAACGCUUUAUCAUGUACAUCGAUGCUCCCUCACGAAGUGAGUAUGUCUAUCGAAUUGACAAAAUUAAGCGAAGUGAUAAAUGGCUUCUCGUACGACGAAAAGGCAAAAGAGGUUUGGAUUGAAGGUGGUACUUAUUUCAGAGCUUCGAUUGAGAAUGUUCAGUUGUGUAGUUGUAAUGUCGGGAUUUUAAUGGGCAAGUUCAGGGCUUAUAUACCGCAUGAUUGGGAGAUUGUAGAUGAGAUUGCACCAAACAUCUUCGGAAAGCUUGAUGGUCCAGAAGCUACUGAAGUCACUUCAUGA
Messenger RNA from Botrytis deweyae, 2472 nucleotides. RefSeq lists its product as uncharacterized. The transcript has a single exon. Gene Ontology annotation, molecular function: DNA-binding transcription factor activity, RNA polymerase II-specific; zinc ion binding; RNA polymerase II cis-regulatory region sequence-specific DNA binding. Gene Ontology annotation, biological process: regulation of transcription by RNA polymerase II; DNA-templated transcription. The record is from RefSeq and is a predicted model, not a curated record. Bases 1 to 2472 code for a protein of 823 amino acids. Gene Ontology annotation, cellular component: chromatin. Lineage: Eukaryota; Fungi; Ascomycota; Leotiomycetes; Helotiales; Sclerotiniaceae.